Cryptomeria japonica (Japanese cedar) is the source of this 2146-nucleotide messenger RNA. Its product is annotated as protein farnesyltransferase subunit beta. The record is from RefSeq and is a predicted model, not a curated record. The coding region runs from base 332 to 1810 and encodes 492 amino acids. The transcript is spliced from 13 exons. Gene Ontology annotation, cellular component: protein farnesyltransferase complex. Gene Ontology annotation, molecular function: protein farnesyltransferase activity. Lineage: Eukaryota; Viridiplantae; Streptophyta; Pinopsida; Cupressales; Cupressaceae. Gene Ontology annotation, biological process: protein farnesylation.
GAGCUGACACCUUACGAAAAGUUAUUCGAGCACCUUCUUCUAUUUGAGGAAGAUGCUUUUCCGUGUUUAACCCGGAAUUGAACAUGACGUAGACAAACAUUGCCAGGCACAGGGUGAACAACUGGCAUUAUUCUUUUCAGGGAUAGUUUGAUAAACCUUCUGUAACUAUUUUUUCAGACAUCCCACAUACAAAUGUUCUAGAAAAUACAGAAUCAACUAUCUAUUGACUAGUCAAAAAGUUGCAGUAUAACGCCCUAACGAAAUUUAAGGACGAAGGGAUCCACAGAAGAGAGCAGGAAUAUUGUAAACCAAGCUCUUGUGGUUCCUAACCAUGGCGUCCCCUUCGUCGCAUUCGCUAACUGUUACACAACAGGAGCAGCUUCUUGUGGAAGAAAGGGUCCAAGACUUUUUCAAAAUAUUAUCCCCGGAUAAUUAUCAUGUAGUAUUGGAGCUUUGGCGUGAUCAGCACAUUGAUUAUCUACAACGAGGCAUCAAUCGCCUUGGCCCAGGCCAUUCUGUGUUAGAUGCAAACCGUCCUUGGUUAUGCUAUUGGAUUCUUCACUCCAUGGUUCUUUUGGGAGAGCCUAUUGACGAGGAACUUAAGCAACGCACGGUUAACUUCCUUUGUCGUUGCCAGGAUCCUAAUGGUGGCUAUGGCGGAGGACCCGGGCAGAUGGCACAUCUUGCAACAACUUAUGCUGCUGUCAAUGCUCUUGUCACUGUUGGUGGAGAUACAGCUUUGGCUUCAAUAAAUAGGGAAAAUAUGCUCAAGUUUUUGCAUCGGAUGAAAGAUCCUUUGGGGGGAUUCAGAAUGCAUGAUGCUGGUGAAAUAGAUGUUCGAGGUUCUUACACUGCAGUCGCUAUUGCAAAAAUGCUUGGCAUCUUAGUUCCUGCUUUGAUGCAUAAUUUGGCAAAUUUUAUUGUGAGUUGCCAAACAUUUGAGGGUGGUAUUGGAGGCGAACCAGGAGCCGAAGCUCAUGGUGGGUACACAUUUUGUGGGUUGGCUGCACUAAUUUUGAUCAAUGAAUCUCAUCAGUUAGAUUUACCAAGUCUUCUUGAUUGGGCUGUAUUUCGCCAGGGAAGAGUAGAAGGUGGAUUUCAAGGCCGUACAAAUAAAUUGGUGGAUGGAUGUUAUUCCUUUUGGCAGGGAGGAGUGUUUCCCCUUAUUCAAAGGCUUUUAGACAACGUGCAUCUACAGUCAAGUAUGUCUUAUGCCAAAACAGAACAUAUGGAUAAACCAUUACCAUUGAAUAGAGAUAUGAGUUCAGAGGAAAGUGUAUUGUUAAGGGAAAGCAGUGCUCAACAGUUGGAUGUCACAGAAACUAAUUCAGAGUGUGAAGAUACUAACAGAGGUUUGAUUGCUGAAAAGAUAUUCCCAGUUUUUGAUUGCUUCCACAAGAAAUCAGUAUACAUUGAAACUGCAGAGGAACAUCAAGCUCAUAGCAGGAAUUCCUCAAGUGAUGGCGAGCAAGGCAGCCAUGAUUCUUUACUGUAUUUUAUUGAAAAGGAAAUUCAAUGUGGCCCCCUGUUUAACACACACGCAUUGCAAGGUUAUAUAUUGUUAUGCUCACAGGUUCCUGAUGGAGGUUUACGAGACAAACCUGGAAAAUAUCGUGAUUAUUAUCAUACUUGCUAUUGUCUUAGUGGUUUGUCUAGUGCCCAGUACAGUUGGUCACACCGGAUUGGGACUCCUCCCCCUCCUGCAGCAGUGCUGGGUCCGUUUACCAACUUGCUGGAACCUGUACACCCUCUCUUUAAUGUUGUAUUGGACCGAUAUUAUGAUGCUCAGAGGUACUUUUCAAGUUUGUAGAAAAAUAGAAAGUAGUCAAUGAUGAUCAUUACAUGUCAUCAGGUGCAGAGUUUACUUCUAUAAUCUGAAAUUUUAGCGAUGGGUGAUCUGUUCAAUUUGACAUGCUUUAUGAUAUUAUGUUUCUUACAGUAAACAAGGCAGAGCCUUCACACAUCAUACAUCUCUGAUAAGGUUUAAAUACCUUGGUUGAUACUAGAUUCUCAAUCAUCUUAUGUAUCAUAUCCUGAAGAAGAUUGAUGAUGCCAAAACAUCAACAUGAUUUAUUUGCUUGUGUCUAUAGGCUUCACCAUUUGCCACCAUCUAGAAAAUAAAAUAAUAUGUGGAAAGAAUUUGCUA